Messenger RNA from Tricharina praecox, 564 nucleotides. RefSeq lists its product as uncharacterized. NCBI's taxonomy places the organism in Eukaryota, Fungi, Ascomycota, Pezizomycetes, Pezizales, Pyronemataceae. The record is from RefSeq and is a predicted model, not a curated record. The transcript has a single exon. Bases 1 to 564 code for a protein of 187 amino acids.
AUGGCCCGCUACAACCUCCCCCUCCUCCCGAUCCUCGUGUGCUCCACACUCCUGUUCGCAUUCGUCGUCUACAACAUCCCCACGACGACCCCAGCGCCCGCAAAAAUGUCAGCACCCAACAUCUCCGAGCUUCAGAUCAGCAUCACGCAAAAAUCCGCGUCGCCGCUGGUCCUCACCACGACCCUGCGGAACCCCACCACAUCGCCGGUCUCGAUCCUCCCGUGGAACAGUCCACUCGACGCUCUCGCGCCCUCGGUCGGCGUGUUCCGCGUGUUCGCUGCCGCCUCCGGCGACGAGGUCGACGCCGCGUUCAUGCGCAUCAACCGCCUCGUCCCGCCGCCAAAGGAGGACGUGGUCUUCGUGCCUGCCGGCGGAGAGGUCAGCGUCGAUCAUGAGCUGAAGGAGUUCAGGCUGCAGCCCGGGAAGUACAGGGUUGAGGCGGCUUGGACGUGGAUGCAGGUUUGGUGGGUGGAGGGGAGCCAGGUGGACGAGGCGAUGCUUGAGGCGGCGGCAAACCAGGGCCAGGGAGAGGAGCUUAAGGUGGUUGUUGAGAUCGAAAUUUAA